CUGUUGAAGCGAAAUAUCCCUUAGUUUUGGAUUGACUUCGUAUUUGAGUGGUUCGUUGUGCGUUCGUUGCGCGUUUCAUGAAUCGUCUGAACGAAAAUACACGCGCAUUUAACACGUAGUGGAAGGUGUAUACAAACAAUAAUAAUAAAUUAUGUGUGUGGACUUUUUUGCAAAAUAAUUUCAGUUAAAAUAAAAUAUUAAAAUUUGCUAUGUGUUUGUGUGACGGCGAAAAUAUUUCGCCAAUGGGUGAAAAAUUUGCAAUUGCGAAACAGUGAAAAUAUAUUUGUUUUUGUUUAACUAAAAAAUAGUUAAUUUGUUAAAAAUAAUUAUAGCAAGCACAAAAACAACGAAAGGACCGGAAGUUAUUUCCAAUCGAAUCCGCAUAAACCUACAACGGAUUUCAUCACCACAGCGCUGCUUAUAUCACACAAAGCGGCAGAUUGGAUUCGAAAUUCGCAAAAAAAGCAAAAAACCACAAAAUAAAUUUAUGCAAAAAUGUUUAUUAUACAACUCAUCACAAUUAGCAGGUGACUAAAGCGCAGCAAGGGCCACCGCGAAGCAAAAAAAAAAUAAAGUGUUACGAAGAAUAAGACGUCUUAGUCACAAUUUAAUGAAUAUUUACACAUGCAAAUCAUUUUGCGACACUGAAUGAAUGCGAAACAAAAAAUAUAAAAAUCAUAAUUUAACAACAUGCUUACCAAACUUGAAAUAGCAAAGAAAUCACAAACGAACAACAAACGUUGGAACACCGACCAAAAGUGUUGACAAAUUUUAAUGCAAAAAGUUUGACAAAAAAAAUUACGACACAAUUUUUGAAGUGGUGAAAUAAGUGUUUAGUGAAUAGUAAAUAGUGAAAAGUGUGCAAAAACUCAAAUCAUUUUGAGAUUCUAAAAGCACUUGGUUUAAAUUGGUGUACCACCCUAACAAAUUAACUACUUCUCUUCAAAUUCGUGCAACAUGUUGGCCGUGAAGAAUUUCUUUUUACCCGAACGCACGGCGGCAGCUAAGCCGCCCGAAACGCCACAGCGUUUUUCACGCAUGCCUGAAGCUUUUCUACGUUCCAUACGACGGCGUUCACUGCGUGUAAAGCGCGCCAAAAGCUUGGUGGUGCCCGAUCGCGAGAAGCGGAAAUCAGACUCUUUCGUCAACAGUCAAGAAUGGACGAUCUCACGUUCAGUGCCCGACUUGCGCCUAGGCAUAGUUGGUUCAUUGAACUCUGGCAAAUCAGCUUUAGUGCAUCGUUAUUUAACUGGUUCCUAUAUGCAAGAGGAGUCGCCUGAAGGCGGUCGCUUUAAGAAGGAAGUAUUCAUAGAUGGCCAAAGUUAUUUAUUACUGAUAAGAGAUGAAGGCGGACCACCAGAAAUGCAGUUUGCCGCUUGGGUUGACGCUGUGAUUUUCGUCUUUAGUCUCGAGAACGAGAGCAGUUUCAACACAAUCUACAAUUACUACAAUAAAAUGGCGCAUUUUCGCAAUGGUCAGGAUUUGCCAAUGAUUUUAGUUGGCACACAGGACGCAAUUAGUGAGCGCAACCCACGUGUGAUCGAUGACUCUCGCGCGAGAAAGCUGGCAAACGACCUGAAGCGUUGCUCAUACUACGAAACGUGCGCCACAUAUGGUCUCAAUGUUGAAAGAGUGUUUCAGGACGCUUGUCAGAAGAUCCUUCAGCAGCGCAUUCCCCUACCUCCCACCGUCAACUCCCGACCCACAACGCCGCAAGGCACACGCCUCGGCAUCGCCUCCUAUCACCACAACUCCAACAAUCAUGGCGCGAAUGCAAAUGGCUUCUCUGCAUCUACUUCGUCGGUGCAGGGUGCCGUGUCCACCAGUAAUUUAUCGCUGCCACACCGCCAUCACGCGCUGUCCACAUCGUCACAUCACAUACCGAUGCGCAUGAGCGCCGAUUUCAUGCACACCGAGCAGCAGCAGAGCUUGCCGCCCAGUCAGAAGGCGUGGCAACAGCAAAAAGAGCAGCAACAACGUGAUCGUGAAUUAACGAUGCUCACAAACGAAAACAAUAACAUCACCAAAUUCACACCCACACAUCACCAACAGCAGCAGCAGCAACAACAACAACAGCAAUCGAGCCAUCAAACAGCUGAAAGUUUGCCACCUUUGAGUUUGGUGCCGUUGCGCGAGAAUAGGGAUAAUGGCAGUGGUGGCGGCGGCGGCAGCGGCGGUGGUAAGGAUCUGCCGACACCCACAUCUACGCCUACAACAAGUCGCAAAAGUCGACGGCGUUCAAAUCUCUUCAUUCCCUCCUCCUCGAAGAAGGGCGAGAAGGAUUUGAAAAAUGGCGAAUUGGGUAGCGGACGAUCCAUACCAAUCAAACAGGGUUACCUCUACAAACGCUCCAGCAAAUCGUUGAACAAGGAAUGGAAGAAGAAAUAUGUGACGCUCUGUAAUGAUGGACGGCUCACAUAUCAUCCAUCGCUGCACGAUUACAUGGACGAUGUGCAUGGUAAGGAAAUACCGUUACAGUACGUAACUGUAAAGGUACCGGGACAAAAACCGCGCGGUUCGAAAUCGAUCAUCACCAACAGCGCGCUCACAACCUCAAUGCACUCGAAUGGACGCGGCCAUGGUCAAAACGGCUUGAGCGAAGGCAUCGGCUGUCUGUCGAUUGUCAAGGAUAACAAGGAAAAAAAGGUGACCGAAAAGGUGUUGCUCACCGCUUUCGACACGCUACGCGAACCGGUGAAAUCGAAUUCUUCGCAACAGACCAGUGGUGAUGAGGGCAUAGCCAUGUCCAACUCCAACUCACAGACGUUUAUUGCCGGCAGUGAUAGCCAACAACAGCUGCAGCAGCAGCAACGCGAAUUGCUCGCUGUCAAUGCGGCAAACAAAUUAGAAUCUCAAACACCAAAUGUAAAGAAACGCCAUCGCCGUAUGAAGAGCAGCAGCGUUAAGUCAAAUGAAGUGGACGAUUCGGAUAUUUAUGAGUUUUUCAUCGUAUCGCUCGACUCCAAGCAGUGGCACUUUGAAGCAGCUAGCUCUGAGGAUCGUGACGAAUGGGUGGCUGCUAUUGAGCAGGAGAUCUUCAAAAGCCUUCAGGGUAUCGAAAGCACGAAAACCAAACCGGCAACCACAAGUGAGCUGGCCUCAAUGGUGGCGAUACGCACGCGUGUACCGGGCAAUGGCUUUUGUGUGGACUGCGAUGCGCCGAAUCCGGAAUGGGCUAGCUUAAAUCUGGGUGUACUCAUGUGUAUCGAAUGUUCGGGCAUUCAUCGUAAUUUGGGUUCACAUAUUUCCAAAGUGCGUUCGCUGGGCUUAGAUGAUUGGCCAGCCGGUCAUCUCAGUGUAAUGCUGGCCAUAGGCAAUAGUUUGGCGAAUUCGGUGUGGGAGGCGAAUACGCGGCAACGCACCAAACCUAGGCCCAAUUCCACACGUGAGGAGAAGGAAGCGUGGAUAAGGAGCAAAUAUGAAUCCAAAGAGUUUUUAGCACAAUCCAAUGCUAAUACAAAUACAACGCCGGGACAGCAAUUAAUAGAAGCGGUGAUCAGAUCGGACAUCAAGUCUAUUGUCUUGAUACUCGCCACUGCUAACAGUGAAGUGACCAAUGCUAACGUGAGUCCACGUGAUGUACGGACACCACUGCUGCUGGCUUGUGCCAUCGGUAAUCUGGCCAUAGCGCAGCUGCUGAUUUGGAACGGAGCCAACAUUAAGCAUACUGAUCAUGAGGGACGCACCUGUUUGGCGUAUGCGCGUGCAGCACAAUCGCUGGCAACAGCGAAAUCCCUGAAGGCUGCCGCCGCCGCAGCUGCGGUCGCAAACGCGGCGAACGGUAGCAACACGAACACAAACUCGAGCACUGCUAGCAAUACGAGUUCCUGUUCGUCGACCGCAUCCACCACAGCCACCACCACAACAACAAGCAAUGCGACGAACAGUGCCACAGCAAGUGGCGCAGCGGCAGCGCCGGCAACAAAUGGUGGCAUACCAGCGCCACAGUACAGCGUCGAAGAGACAACAGCGCUGGUGGAGCUGUUAACGAGCUUAGGUUGCCCCGAGUCGGCGCCCUUGACGGCCAGUGGCACGCUACCGCGUCGCCGCGACACGCUGGGCACACCCUACGAGAAGACCGUAUCGGGUGUCAUAUAAAGAGCUUGCACUUAAAAGGGAAAGGCAGCGCGCUUUGGCCGUUUGCAAUAACAAUAAGCUUAUAGUCUAAGUUAAAAAGCUGUACAACAGUUGAAGUAUUGACAUUAGUAGGAAGAAAAUGUAUGGCAAUCGUGCGUUGGUAAUAGAGCCACAAUUUGCUUAUUUAGUUAUAGUCAUGUAGAUAUAUAUGUGUAUAUGCGUCUGUCUGAAGUCGGUAUAAGUUGAAUUGAGAGGAAAUAAUAAUUUAUCAUGCUGCUUAGAGAAAGUGCUGUCGUAAUGGAGAGCUUGAUAGCCACUUUUUAAGUCUUUUAAUUAGCCGAAUUUAAUUUAUUACACAUUUUAACUAUGUAUUUUUAAAUAAAGUAAUUUAAUAAUUAAAGCAAGCAUAUUGGAAGUUAGUAUGAUAGUACGAAGUUUGUUUUCCGAUUGAUAAGCUCUUAAACACAGCAAGCUUUCAGUUUUAAAAUCACAAAAAAGUAUGUAAAUUACUAAGCAAACUCGUAAAAGCUGUUAAUAUAAUUUUUAUUUUUUAAAAUAUCUUAUUAUGGCAAAGAAAAUGUCUUGUAUGUAUGUUGGUAUGUCUGUUUACAUUAUAUACGUACAUAAGUACAAUAUACAUAUAUAAAUAUAUUUUUUUCUGUGUAAACUCCGAGUAAAAAAAUGUAGAUGUUAGUCCCUACACUCGCAAGGAGUACGCUUUAAAAUGUUAAAAAAAAUGGAUAACGGUUUAUCCAAGUGAAGUCGUCUAGAAAUAGCUGCACCUCAAAUCUACUUUUAAACAAGAUUUCUGUUAGGCACUUUUAACUGACAAUCUUAAAGUAAGUUUACUUUUAUGUUGAAAAACAGCAAAAAUCGCUUUUAUUUAAGUUUAUUUAUGUUAAAAUAAUUUCGUUUAACUUUUUGUUAACUAAACCAAUCGUUACCGUUUAAAUGAUAAAUAUUGCUAAAUAUUAUUUUAUUUCGAGUGCUCGAAAAAAAUUUAAAAAUAUAUUAAAACAACGCUAAAUAUUUAUUUAAAGCUAAGCAGUUUUGAAAAUGUAAGAAAUAAUAGGAAACCUUUACGAAUCGAAAUAUUACGACUUGUCAAAUACUUUUACAAAAUACUGUACGCUCAUCCGUCGCUUAAAAAAAUAUGAAUUCGCAAUCUCAAUAACGUCAAGUAAUGUCCAGUAAUGUGCUUUCGGUUUUUAAAUUGAAAUUUUAUUUUGAUAAAAAUUUUAAAGAAUGAUUUUAAAAAGAAACCUGCAAAUUGUCGUUUCAUUAUUUGUUUUUUUUUUUGGAAGACUUAAUGUUUUUGUGAAGAUUUUUUUUGCAUAAAUUUUUAUGUAAUGUAAAAAUGAUUAACAGAAUAAUCUGUUCAUUAAAAUCAGAGAACAAAAACUGGAUUACACAAGAUUUUAUUAAAAGAAAAACACGAAAAACCGAAAUAUUUAGUGUCUGCUUUUUUUUCGAGUAAACUAUUUUCUUAAACAUUUUAUUUGUUGUUGUUUUGUUAAGCUUUGUUUAUAACACUCUUAAAUAGUUCUGCUGCAAUGUGAACCGAUGCAAGUAUAUUAGGUAUAAUUUUUAUUUAAAUCAUGUUUGAAUACGCUUCAAGUUUUUGAAAACGCUCACUUAUAGUUUUAUUUUUUAUUUCUCUUAAUUAUAAAAUUUAGUUAUUAUUUAGUUGAUUUGUAUUGUGUGAAAAAUAUAAUAUAAUAAAAUAUUAUUUAAUUUGCAUAAAUUGUUUCGUUUUAUUUGUUGCUGCGGAAAGUUCGAAUGAUGCAAAAUUUUAAAAAAUAUGUUACAUUUUAUUUUAUAGUUUAUGGUAACUGGCAGCCACAUUUAGUGCUCUCAAUCAAGGUGGAACUGUAUUUUGGGCCUUAAAUCGGAGUACAGAAACAAGUCUCGUUCGUUGCUUUAAAAUUAAAAUUUCAACCAAAAAAUAAAUACUAUAUUUACUAUAUUUUUUUA
Messenger RNA from Bactrocera dorsalis (oriental fruit fly), 6051 nucleotides. RefSeq names its product centaurin-gamma-1A (gene CenG1A). The transcript has 9 exons. NCBI's taxonomy places the organism in Eukaryota, Metazoa, Arthropoda, Insecta, Diptera, Tephritidae. The record is from RefSeq and is a predicted model, not a curated record. Bases 958 to 4098 code for a protein of 1046 amino acids. Gene Ontology annotation, cellular component: nucleus. Gene Ontology annotation, molecular function: GTPase activity; GTP binding; protein binding.